GUGUACUAUUUUUAUUUUAAUGUUGUUUACUUGAAACAUUUUGUAGUAUUGAACGAGACGGUAAAUUUCCAACAUGGCGCCACCCAAGACGAAGUUUGCUGAAGGGGAAAGAGUUCUUUGUUUCCAUGGGCCACUGCUGUAUGAAGCAAAAUGUGUAAAGUCGGUCGUGAAAGACAAAACAAUCAAGUACUACAUACACUACAAUGGCUGGAAUAAAAAUUGGGACGAAUGGGUUCCGGAGAGUCGAGCGCUGAAAUUUAACGAAGCCAACCUACAGAAACAAAAAGAGCUUUUCCAGGCCCACCAAGCAACGGAGUAUGAUUUUUCCUUUUGCAGCAAAGCAAAGCGAGCGAGGGCCCAGAAACAGAAGACAGACAAGCCCAAGGAAGCAGAGAAAGACAAGGAGAAAGACAGAGAGAAGGAGAGGGAGCGUGCACCCACGCCGUCUGCUGAGAAGCCUGCCUCCAAGAGGACCAAAACAGAGACAGCAGUACCUUCUGUCGAGUCAGCCAGCAGCACACCGACACCAGAACCCCCCAGGAAAAAGAGAGCACGUGCCGAUGCUACAGUGGAGAAUGAGGAUUCGUUUGUGAACAAGGUUGAGAUCAAGGUCAAGAUACACGAUGAGCUGAAGCCAAUCUUAGUGGAUGACUGGGAUCUCAUCACAAGACAGAAGAUGUUACUUCAUUUACCAGCCAAGAACACAGUGGACUCCGUCCUGGAUGAUUACGUCAAACAUAAGAAAUCAAAGAAAGACAUCACACCAGCCAAAGAGAGUGCCAUAUUGGAAGUAACGCAAGGCCUGAGAGAGUACUUCAACGUCAUGCUUGGCACGCAACUGCUGUAUAAGUAUGAGAGACCACAGUACGCCGAGAUUCUAUCCAGUCGACCAGAUGAACCGUUAAGUAAAAUCUAUGGGGCACACCAUCUCCUCAGACUUUUUGUGAAGCUGGGCAGCCUGUUGGCCUACACCCCUCUUGAUGAGAAGAGUGUCCAGCUCCUGCUGACCCACCUGCAAGACUUCAUGAAAUACCUGCACAAGAACUCCUCCAGCCUCUUCAGUGCUGGGGAUUACGAGACGGCGCCGCCCGAGUACCACCGCAAAGCUCUCUGAAGCCUCUUGAUUGCUGCAACGGUGUAGCUGUACAUGUUUUUGCUUGAGCUUUAACCCACUAGUCACUGUAUCGCCUCAAAACAGCCCUGCCUACUUCUUCCCGUAACGCCUAAAUGCACCCUAGCACUUGUAAAGUUUAUAAAUUCAUCAAGUGAAUAAGUUAAGGAGAAUACACGAGGAAGUGUGGAUUUGUAAUUAGCGCCGAGUGAGAGUGAAUUCGUAAAU
Molecule: messenger RNA, 1339 nt
Organism: Patiria miniata (bat star)
Lineage: Eukaryota; Metazoa; Echinodermata; Asteroidea; Valvatida; Asterinidae
Product: mortality factor 4-like protein 1
Exons: 11
Coding region: 74-1114 (346 amino acids)
Biological process (GO): chromatin organization; regulation of DNA-templated transcription
Cellular component (GO): nucleus; NuA4 histone acetyltransferase complex
Source: RefSeq, a predicted model, not a curated record